Medioppia subpectinata is the source of this 395-nucleotide messenger RNA. NCBI's taxonomy places the organism in Eukaryota, Metazoa, Arthropoda, Arachnida, Sarcoptiformes, Oppiidae. The record is from the annotation of a GenBank genome assembly.
GACUUAUUAUCCGCAACAAUGUCUGCCUCACAGCGAUUCCAUUGAAUUCUUCCACCGAUUGUCUACUGAAUCGUUGUUUUUUAUUUUCUACUUUAUGGAGGUUUGGUUUGCCUUCACUUGCCGUUUGUCCCAUAGUUUUAAGUCAAUAUGAAUUGUAUUGAAUAUAAUAGGGAACUAAAGCACAAUAUUUGGCGGCUAAGGCGCUGAAGAAGCAGUCGUGGCGUUUCCACACGAAAUACAUGAUGUGGUUCCAGAGGCACGAAGAGCCCAAAACAAUCACUGAUGAAUACGAACAGGGAACAUACAUAUACUUUGAUUACGAAAAGUGGGGCCAAAGGAAAAAGGAAGGCUUUACCUUUGAGUACCGAUACUUAGAAGACCGUGAAUUGAAUUAA